Molecule: messenger RNA, 1213 nt
Organism: Morus notabilis
Lineage: Eukaryota; Viridiplantae; Streptophyta; Magnoliopsida; Rosales; Moraceae
Product: serine/threonine-protein kinase Nek2
Exons: 3
Coding region: 15-1148 (377 amino acids)
Source: RefSeq, a predicted model, not a curated record
GUCUUGUUAAAAGCAUGUUGCGGAAAAAUCCAGAACUCAGACCGAGUGCUGCAGAGUUGCUUGGUCAUCCACAUCUUCAACCUCAUAUCCUAAAGAUUCAUAUCAAAUUAAACAACCCUAGACGGAACACUUUUCCAGUUGCUUGGUCUGAUUCCAACUACAUUAAGAAGACCACAUUUAUGGAGCCUGAAGUUGUUCCAUUUUGUACUGUCAGGGAGAAAAGGCGGUCACUCAGCAACAAUAGGACCUUAAAUCCCAGUACAUCUGGAACUGAGCAAGACUCAUCAUGUUCUUCCAAGACUGCACAAAGAUUCCCAAGUUUUUUGGAACAUAAGUUCAGUGAAGUAUCCAUUGGAAGUGUCCAUGACGAGUAUGAUAUUGAGAAGUCAGUAACAACAAAAUUUUCAACGAUUGCCAAAACUCCAAGAUUGACUCCAGUUGAAGCUUCUCCUACUCCUAGGAGACAGAUCACAAUGACCAAGAUUUCUCAUGUUGGCUCGAAACGUGAUUCACUUCCGAUGUCGCAUGCUCCAGCAAGGAACUCUUCUCAGCUUGGAAGGAGAGCAUCUCUUCCAUUAUCCACGAGAGGUGCCGCUUUGCAAACCCCUUACAGAAAUAAUGUAGGUCUCCUUUGCAGUGUGGACUCUCCAGAUGUCUCUGUCAAUGCACCGCUCAUUGACAAGAUUGCUGAAUUUCCCUUGGCCUCUUCUGAAGAUCCUCUCUUUCCUAUUUGCAAAACUUCAUCAACAUCUGCUCAGUGCUCUUCUUCUUCAGCCGACAUUGCUGACUGCUCAAUCACAAAGGACAAGUGCAUGGUGCAGGUUGUCAACAAAGCCUUCUCCAGGCGCAGCUUCUCUGACCAAAGCCAUGGAGAUACACGAAAUGGCAGCAAGUCCUCUGAACACAACGCUACAACUGGUGCAUCCAGCCGGUCAUCUUCUGAGUCACGACAGCGUCGGUUUGACACAUCAUCAUACCAGCAACGUGCGGAGGCGUUAGAGGGGCUUUUGGAGUUCAGUGCACGUCUCUUGCAACAAGAAAGGUUCGAAGAGCUUGGCGUGCUGUUGAAGCCAUUCGGGCCCGAAAAGGUUUCUCCGAGGGAAACUGCAAUUUGGUUGGCUAAAAGUUUCAAGGAGACUGCUGCGUAGUGUAAAGGGAGAUUCCUCAUAGAUAAUAGGCCACUAAAUUAUGUCGUUGCCACUUUGUACUGUGU